Molecule: messenger RNA, 3950 nt
Organism: Trichosurus vulpecula (common brushtail)
Lineage: Eukaryota; Metazoa; Chordata; Mammalia; Diprotodontia; Phalangeridae
Gene: SUPT20H
Product: SPT20 homolog, SAGA complex component
Exons: 25
Coding region: 217-2430 (737 amino acids)
Biological process (GO): regulation of transcription by RNA polymerase II
Cellular component (GO): SAGA complex
Molecular function (GO): transcription coregulator activity
Source: RefSeq, a predicted model, not a curated record
GCAGGGCUGGGCCGGGGGGAGCCGCCGGCUCACUCGCUGUGUGGAUCGUCCUGCUAAGGCCGGAGCUGGUGGCGCCGUCAUGAGGCCAAGCGCCCCAGCCGCCGCCGCCGCCGCAGGGGCAGUACUUUAAAUUGAUCUUGGACGUGAUUGUCACCACACUUCAUCAACGCACAUAAAUUAUUUUCUUCUCCUGUUGGAUAAUUUUUUUAUACUACAAUGCAACAAGCUUUAGAAUUAGCUUUGGAUCGUGCAGAGUAUGUGAUUGAAAGUGCCCGUCAGAGACCUCCUAAACGGAAAUAUUUAUCUAGUGGAAGGAAAUCUGUAUUCCAGAAGCUAUAUGACUUAUAUAUAGAAGAAUGUGAGAAAGAGCCUGAGAUAAAGCAGAAGCUGAGACGAAAUGUGAACUUGCUAGAGAAACUUGUUAUGCAAGAAACACUCUCCUGUCUGGUAGUCAACCUAUACCCAGGAAAUGAGGGCUAUUCUCUGAUGCUCAGGGGAAAGAAUGGUUCAGAUUCUGAAACCAUUCGCCUGCCUUAUGAAGAAGGAGAAUUGCUUGAAUACUUGGAUGCUGAAGAAUUACCGCCUAUUUUGGUUGAUCUCCUAGAAAAAUCUCAGGUUAAUAUUUUUCAUUGUGGAUGUGUCAUAGCAGAAAUACGUGACUACAGGCAGUCUGGGAAUAUGAAAUCUCCAGGUUACCAAAGUAGACAUAUUCUCUUACGUCCAACAAUGCAGACUUUAAUCUGUGAUGUUCAUUCUAUAACAAGUGAUAACCAUAAAUGGACACAAGAAGACAAACUUCUACUGGAGAGCCAGCUUAUCUUAGCCACAGCAGAACCAUUAUGUCUUGAUCCUUCUAUAGCUGUGACCUGUACUGCAAACAGAUUGCUCUAUAAUAAACAGAAGAUGAAUACUCGACCAAUGAAACGAUGUUUCAAGAGGUACUCUAGAUCUUCCCUGAAUCGGCAGCAGGAUGUGUCCCACUCCACAGCUCCUCCACAGCUAAGAUUGCUCGAUUACUUGCAGAAAAGAAAAGAAAGAAAAACAGCCCAGCAGUAUGACCUCAAAAUUUCUAAAGCAGGAAAUUGUGUGGAUAUGUGGAAACAGAAUCCCUGUUAUUUGACUACACCUUCAGAAGUUGAUGUGGAAAAGUAUGCUAAAGUGGAAAAGUCUAUCAAAUCUGAUGACUCACAGCCAACUGUCUGGCCAGCACAUGAGAUAAAAGAAGAUUAUGUGUUUGAAUGUGAAGUUGGUAAUCAGUUUCAGAAAACAAAGCUAACCAUUUUUCAAUCACUUGGUAAUCCACUUUACUAUGGGAAAAUACAGACUUACCGAAGUGAUGAAGAAACUGAGAGUCCGAUGACACCAACCCAGUUCCUUAUUGGAUCAAAGACUGACGCUGAAAGAAUAAUUAAUCAGUACCAAGAGUUGAUUCAGAAUGAAGCUAAAUGUCCAGUGAAGAUGUCCCACUCAAGUGGAUCUGGCAAUCUUAGUCAACUUUCUCCAGGGAAAGAAAUGGAAUUAUCGACCAGCCAAGAUGGCGGAGUAGAAGGAAGUAGUACAGCUGAGCUCUCUCCCACAACAACUCCACAAAGAUCUAGAAAACGCAUCAGACCAAGUCCUGAUCGGGAAAUUCAAGAAAAAAUCACACCCGAGAGCUUAUUGGUUCAGCCAUCAGUGUUGGGAAAGGGAGUAAAACAUCGGCCUCCACCCAUUAAACUUCCUUCAAGUUCAGGGAGUAGCUCUUCAGGUAAUAUUUUUAGUCCACAGCAGUCAGGCAGCCAUCAUAAGUCCCCAACUCCUCCCCCCACUUCUAAGCCACCUGGUCUUUCUCGGAAACCUUCCAUGGAUCUUAGUCAAGUUAGCAUGCUUUCUCCAGCUGCUCUGUCACCUGCCAGCUCAUCACAAAGAACCACGUCUACCCAAGUCAUGGCAAACCCUGCUGGACUUAACUUCAUCAAUGUAGUGGGCUCUGUAUGUGGAGCACAAGCAUUGAUGAGCAGUUCAAAUCCCAUGCUCGGGUGUAAUACUGGUGCCAUAACCCCUGCAGGUUUAAAUCUGAGUGGCAUUUUACCCUCAGGAGGUCUGGUACCAGGUGCAUUGCCAGCUGCAAUGCAGUCAGCCUCUCAAUCAGGUGUCCCCUUUGGUUUAAAAAAUACUUCAAGUCUCAGGCCCUUAAAUCUUCUCCAGCUUCCAGGUGGUUCACUCAUUUUCAAUCCACUCCAGCAGCAGCAGCAACAGCAACAGCAGCUCUCUCCCUUUUCUCCACAGCAACAGUCACAGCCCCCUACAACUUCUAGUCCUCAACGGCCAGAACAGAGUUCUGAACCAGGUACAGCCAGUCAAGACCAGGCCUUAUCUGCUCAACAAGCUGCUGUUAUUAACCUGACUGGAGUUGGAAGUUUUAUGCAGUCCCAGGCAGCUGGCAGAUGAUAACUGGGGACUUAAAAGUAGAAAGUAGAGUUGGUCUUAAUGUGUGAACACUUGAGAUCUGUCAGUUGAGGCCCCUUUUUAGUUUUUCAUUACAUUCAGUUGUAGUUGAUCAAUUAGAAAUGCCUGGCCCUCCACAAAUUACUAACUAUAGUUUUUCCGCAUGUUAUGUUCCAGUUACAAUUCUGCACAGUAACUAAAUUAGGGAAUUAGAAAGGUCUAUUUAAAAUGUUUAUCAGUAAUUGUGCACAUUAUCUACUUAUUCAGAAUGCAUCUUUUUCUGUAUUUUAUCUUUUCUUUUUUCCUGGCAGUUUGCAUAUCCACAGUCUAUUGGACAAAUCAAUUAACCACUCUGUGCUUUAGUUCCUCAUCUGUAAAGUAUAGAGAUUGGACUAGAAGGACCCCUAAGGUCUUUUACAUCUCUUUAUCUGUGUGAAAUAAUGCAUUAGAAACGCAAAUUGAAUUGGUAAAACUACAAUUAAGAUAGUACAUAUUGUGUAGGUCAAGUGCUGGGGGGUGGUCCUUACCUGAAACACAUUUAAAAGAUCGCCGAAUUUUAGGAAUCCCUUUACAUAUCCCAUUCCCCACCCUACUCCCACAUAAUGAAACUCCAAAUAUGUGAAAUUAGAUACCAUUUAAUAUAUGGAAGGACUAAACUCUUGGAAAUAAGCAAUUAGUAAUUGUUAUUCCUAGAUUUGAAUUGUAGUACCAGUGUGAUACCACCUACAAAAUGGUUUAGUGGAAAGAGCAGUGAAUUGCAAAUCAUGUGUUGUGGGUUCUAGUUCUGGCUCUGUCACUAACAAGCAUGUGACCUUGGAUGAAAAUUACUUAAGUUCUCUGGGCCUCGAGUUACCUACCUUGGAAAUUGAGGGGGUUGGAUUAAAUAAUUACUAAGGUUCUUUCCAGAUCAAAUUCUGUACUUUUAUCAAAUUGUAUACAUUGACCAAAUUUUGUUAAAAUAUAACGUCAGCACAAGCAAGCCUUUGUCUUGAAACACUCAUUUGGCCUCUAUAAAUUAUCUUAUUUAGGCUGUCUUCCUGCUCCUGGGGAACAUCAGAAACAUAUACUUUCAAAAUUUUAUGGAUAGCAGUUUUUGAUACUGGAAAAAUACCUUCCAAAAUAAACAGCAAGAUUUUACUCCAAACUUCAUUGAGUUCCCCUCCCACCCUAUUUUCCCCCUCCCCCCCAAAAAUCUUUAAGAAUAUACAUUAAAGUUCUAUAGGAAAACUUGUUGCAUGUCCACAAAGCUUUAUAACCUAAUUGCAUGUAUCAACUAACAAGUGACUACUUUAUUCUGAAAUAUUUGUGAUUUUAUAUCUAGGAUUAAUCAUACUGACAGCCUUUCUAUUAUCCCAUUUUCUGUGUUGCCCUUUUCUAACUCUGAUAACCUUCAAACCUUUUUGACUGGCCUGCUUUCCCCUUCUCCUUUCUGUAGUGUUGUCUCAGCUUGGCUCUGCCGAGAACAGACCUGAGCAAAGCCUUCCUCAGCAGAGAUUCCAGCUCUCCUCUGCCUUUCAACAGCA